This is a messenger RNA of Colletotrichum fioriniae, 1482 nucleotides long. NCBI's taxonomy places the organism in Eukaryota, Fungi, Ascomycota, Sordariomycetes, Glomerellales, Glomerellaceae. The record is from RefSeq and is a predicted model, not a curated record.
AUGACUGUAGAGGAGAAAAAGCUUGAUGCCAGCGAAGCGGCCGUUCAGCCCACGUCUAGCAAUGGCGAAGGCGAGAGCGAAUCACAGCACCGGCAGUUGUCGAGGGCGCUCAAGGGUCGUCAUAUGCAGAUGAUUGCGAUUGGUUUCAUCAUCAUUGGCUGCAUGAUGAUGUGUACCGUCCAAGCUCUCGGAGAACUUGCAAUCAUCUACCCAGUCAACGGAGCUUUCUAUGAAUAUGCCGUUCGCUUCAUCGACCCAGCUUGGGGCUUCGCAAUGGGAUGGGAGUACUCCAUCGGCUGGAUGGUCACACUCCCCUUCGAAAUCACAGCAGCCGGCAUCACAAUCGAGUUUUGGAAGAGCAGAGAAGAAGUAAACCCAGGCGUGUGGUGCGCCGUCUUCAUGUCACUCUUGAUCAUCAUCCAAGUCUUCGGCGUCCGUGGUUACGGCGAAGUCGAAUUCAUCCUCGCCAUCGUCAAGAUCAUAGCAUGUAUCGGCUUCAUCAUCCUCGGCAUCAUUAUCAACGCCGGCGGCGUACCCACAGACCCGAGAGGCUACAUCGGCGCGCAAUACUGGCACGACCCAGGCGCCUUCAGGAAUGGCUUCCAAGGAUUCUGCUCCGUCUUUGUGACCGCCGCCUUCUCCUUUGGCGGUACCGAAAUGGUAGGCCUCGCAGCCGCUGAAGCCACGAACCCGCGCAAGACUCUCCCGAAAGCUACCCGCCAGGUAUUCUGGCGCAUCACCCUCUUCUACAUCCUCAAUAUCUUUAUCAUGGGCCUUAUUGUCCCCUCGGACAGUGACGUUCUUCUCGGCGCCAGCGGCGCAAACACAAAGGCGUCGCCCUUUGUCCUGGCCGUCCAGCUCGCUGGCAUCCAAGUCCUCCCUCACAUCAUCAACGGCGUAAUCACCUGCGCUGUCAUCUCCGUCGCAAACAGCUGCACCUACGGCUCAACUCGCGUCCUCCAAGCCCUCGCCCAAUCCGGUCGCGCCCCCUCCAUCUUUGCCAAGAUCGACAAGUCCGGCCGGCCCAUCUACUGCGUCGCGCUCCAGGUCGCCUUCGGCUUCAUCUCCUUCAUCACCGUUGCCGCUGACAGCAAGACCGUCUUCAACUGGCUGCUCGCCGUCACGGGCCUCUCGGGCCAAUUCGCGUACGCGAGCAUCAUGAUUGCGCACAUUCGCUUCCGCAAGGCGUGGAAGGUGCAAGGGAGGAGCCCCGAGGAUAUACCCUGGAGAUCUGCGCUGGGCGUGCCGGUCGGAGGAAAGCCGAGUGCAGAGUCCUUCUUCCAAGGAUACUUGGCUGCUCCCAUCACCAUCUCCCUUUUUUUGUUUUGGAAGGUCUAUACCAAAGAUUGGGGCUUUGGCGUCGACUUGCACAGCGUUGAUCUCGACAUGGGAAGGCGGCCUGAGGAGGAGCUCGAUGAUGUUUACGAAGGGACUGAGAAGAAGAAGAGCAUUUGGAAGCGGGGCUUGUCGGUCAUCUUCUAG